CCGUUAACCUUAGCAACCUCCCCACCUCAGUUCUUUUGUUUUUGUCCACUUGUGGGCAGAGAAAGUCAGCACCUCCAUGGCCAGUUCUUACCUGGCUCUCUUUGUGUUCUUAACCGAACGGGAGAACUGGUCCAGCUUGUAUUUUUCACUGCCCUGGCAAAUACUAGCUAAAUUCUACCUUUUACUAAACUUAGAACGUGGAGUCUGCGCCCCGCCCCCCAACCCAAAUUCCUAACAAUAUAUAUGCCACAUUUCCCAAUGCAAAACAAGCAGCGCGCCUUUGGUGGUCCUGAGCAAAAAAUAAAUGUUUUUAAUUACAUCUCUCAGGACUCUUUGUCCGACCAGAACUGAUUCCUCCUGCCUUUGGAUUUCAGUGGACGCGCCUACCUCUCAUUAGCAUCUAGGUGUAUGAACCUUGCCAUUUUACAGUAUUGUUUCAGUUGACAACACUCGUGUCUCACUUCAAAGUCUGCCCGUCCUCCGACCACGACAACUGGCUGAGGGCAGGCAAUUUAAGGGCAGGAACAAACUUUCUACGAACCCGAGCAGCUCUUAGUCACCCUCGUCACCUACUUCUCAGGUCCUCCUUUGUUUGCUAGCUCCUAGGACUGACGGUAGCCCAUAUUUCUUAUCUAGUUGAGGGAGAAAAGCACACACAGCUGAUGCUUGUGGACAGGGAGUCGCCCCUCGAAAGCGACACACAGUCGCUCAGCGCCAUGGAGGAAAACUGGAACCGCGCAGUGAAAGGCCUGACUGAUUUUAUGGGCUUUCUGAACCGGAGUCCCAAAGAAGAAAGCAGCAGCCCGAAGGCGACGGCGGCAGCAGAGGCGGCGAACGCGGGGACUUGUGAGUGCUGCUGUUGUGUGGCGGGUGGCUCAGGAGGUGCCCCGCCGGGGAAGGGCGAGGGCGCAGCUCGGCACUACGCCGACAAGCCCCGGGCGUUAUGAUUAUGACUGGCAGUCGGCCCGGCGAAGAUGGCGGCCCUUCCCACCCCGCGGAAGGCGGGAAAAGGCAGACUAGAGGCGCAGACGGGCCCUUUGGUUCCUUGCGCAUUUCACGGCAGCUCGCGAGACUAUAAGAGGGUUUGUUUUUAGACAAACCAAAACCGUAUUUUCUACUAAGCGCCAUGAGAGGAUUAGUUUUAUGUUGGCAAAUUCUCUCUCGGGGCCCCGUGUGUCUCUAAACUUACAACAGGCAGCAGCAAUUCCUUCCCCGACUGCAUUGUGCGCUUUUACGCAUCUACGUGGUUGAAGGACAUAAAUCAAUUCCAGCUGGAGCGGGAAGGAAUGGUAGCUCCUCCCUCCUUCCCAUUUCAGAAAUUCCCUUCUGUAGGGUAUAAAAAGCAGGAGUCGAAUCCUGAAAAGUUUUUCAGUAACAGGGAUCAGUCCUGGAACACCGGAAGAGCAGAGGAAAGGUCAGCAUAUUCUGGGAUGCGUUCCCUCCACCACUUUCCCGCUGAAAAUUGGUAAUAAUUCCGCUUUCAUAUAGUUCAAAGUGCUCCACUGACAUUAUUUCAGUAAUAUUUAUAAUAAUCCUAUAAGGCAGAUAAAUAGACAUUGCAAGCAGCCAAAAAGUGGCUGACCAUUUCUGAUGCCCGCUGGUCACGCAAGAACAGAACUUUCACCAGAUGGAGGCAGUUUGGCACAAUCAAGCAGCCGUUACAUCAUUUUCUACUGAUAACCUAAUUCAUCUUUGGAAAUUGCUAAAUUAUUUCCUGCGAUGUUUCCCUUGUGGCAAGGAGUUCCACAACUCACUUUUCCUUAAGCCAAAUACAGGCGGAGAUGGUUGUUUGGUUGUAUAUUUCCCCACAUGGCAUUGUAGACAUAAAAACAUUUCCCAUUUAAUCCAGAUUUCCUUUUUAACAUGGUUCUGAAUGCACCCUCUGAAGUUAGUGUCCUGUGGGGCUUAUUCCUAGUUGUUAAGUAAGCAUAUUAUUGUCCUGGAAGGCUAUUUUUUAUUUUUUUAAAGUUUCCAGCCAGAAUACUUUCAUUCAAACUGCUUUGACUCCCUCUUAAUCAACCCCAGUCCUCCCUGCUAUCUCCUAUACCUCAAUCAAUUCAGAGCAAUACAUUUUUUUUCCUUACAAGGCUCCUUUAGGGCUGUAUUCAUUCAUAUCAAAGCUAGGGGGAGACCUUAUUAGGACCAUUAGUCCUACAUUCUGCUUGAUGCAGGAAACCCAGGAUGCAGGAAACACUGAUGUGGAACUCAGCUAUUCCUCCAAAACAAAUACAUCCUCAUAAAGGUAAAGGUAAAGGGACUCCUGACCAUUAGGUCCAGUUGUGGAUGACUGGUUGCUGCGCUCAUCUCGCUUUACUGGCCGAGGGAGCCGGCAUUUGUCUGCAGACAGCAUCUGGGUCAUGUGGCCAGCAUGACUAAGCCGCUUCUGGUGAACCAGAGCAGCGCAUGGAAAUGCCAUUUACCUUACCACCUGAGUGGUACCUAUUUAUCUACUUGCACUUUGACAUGCUUUCAAACUGCUAAGUGGGCAGGAGCUGGGACCGAGCAACGGGAGCUCACCGCGUCGCGGGGAUUCGAACCGCCGACCUUCUGAUUGGCAAGCCCUAGGCCCUGUGGUUUAGACCACAAUCCAGGAUGCAGGAAACAGUGAUGCGGCAUUCAGCCAUUCCUCUAAAACAAAUAUAUCCUCAUAGUAGUAAGCAAAUUAUACUUUAAACUCUCAGCUUUUGGAAUAUUGCUUCUUAGGAGCACUUUUUCUGCCCAAGUCAGAGUACUUACUAUUCAUCUGCCUCUGCAGUAAUUAAACCUCAAAUAUAAACAAUUCCCAUAGAAUAUUUUAAAUUACCUGUGCCUACUUAUUCUUUCCUCUGGCUUAUUUUUGCGAAUAGGAGACCAGGCUGAAAGCAGGGAAUGUAGGCCAAAGGGCACUAUCAAAUUCAUCAUGAAAGGGAGAAUGCUGAAGUACCAGUCUGUCUGGUCUAUUUGCCUUUCCCCUCCUUGACCAGAAUCAAGCAAACACCCCUUUUUCUUUUCUUUCAUGUGUGCAAUAUCAAUAGAAUAUGAAGUGAUCUCUUGCACUCUCUGCAUUAAUGAAACACAUCAAACAAAUGCGAUAAAGCAGAGCAUUAAACUGAGGUCCUUUUAAAGUCACAACCAUUGUUUGCUUAACAAUUUGAUUCUGGUUGAUGUAAGUUAGGGUGGAAAUGAAUGUUUUUACAGGCUAGUAACAGAAGCACUGCUGUGCCAGUAGAGCCAGUAGAACCCACUUCUGUGAUUGCGGUCCAGCCUUAACUCUGUCUUGUUCUUUCUCUUAUAAGAGCAUUUUUUAUAAAAGUGUAUGUGCUAUUUUGUUUUCUGUACUGUGGUCAGAUUUAACAGGUCCACUCAAAUACAGUGGUACCUCGGGUUAAGUACCGUACUUAAUUCAUUCCGGAAGUCCGUUCUUAACCUUAAACUGUUCUUAACCUGAAGCACCACUUUAGCUAAUGGGGCCUCCUGCUGUACCGUGCCGCCGAAGCACGAUUUCUGUUCUCAUCCUGAAGCAAAGUUCUUAACCUGAAGCACUAUUUCUGGGUUAGCGGAGUCUGUAACCUGAAGUGUAUGUAACGUGAAGCGUAUGUAACCUGAGGUACCACUGUAUCUGGGUUUUAAAACCUCUUUUCUUUUGAAUCUCCUUUUCACUUAUUUAUUAUAAACUAUUUAUUAUAUACUAAAUAAUUGUUAUAUAUUUAAUUUUCACUGCAUGAAAUAUACACAUAUAACGGUGGUGUGUGGCAUGAGCACUAGCAUGUUGGAUUAGUAUCAGGGAGACCUGAGUUCAAAUCACCACUCCACCAUUAUGCUCACUAGAUUCUUGAUCCUAGACUGAUCGUUGCACCAGUCAUUCUUACUCACCUCACAGAUUUAUGAUGAACAUAAUACGCUGUCUUAUACCAUGUGAGACCAUCAAUCCAUCUAGCUUGGCAUUGCCAACACUGACUGGCAGCACCCCAAGGUUUCAGGCAGGGGUUUCUCAAUGCUGCUCCUGGAGAAGACGGGGAUUGAACCCAGGAACUUUUGUGUUCAAUCCAAAUAUUUUUCCACUGAGCUAUGGCCCUUCCCAUUAUAAAAUGGGAAGAAGGGAAGAAGGACCACUGUACACCACUCUGUGGAAAGGUGGGAUAAAAACGUAGCACAUAAAUUUAACUUUGUGAUCAUUUCUUUUAAUAUUUCAAAAGUCCUGUGCUUUUUGUUUUGCAGUGCUACCAGACGAAGAAGAAUUUCAGCAUGCUGCUAAAACUAAUAAUCUGGACACGAUGGAAAGACUGUUUAAGAAAAGAAUUAAUAUUAAUGCUGUAAAUAGUGUAAGUAUAAUGCACAUUACCAUCUGAACAGGGAACCCCCGCAACGCCAUCAUUUCCAAAGCCUAAAAUUACCUAACUGCAACACACUGCUCUUAAAGGGAAUGUUUCAAAUAUGUGUUUUGGGAUCACAAACAGGAGAGUGCUAUUGUCUGGUGGUUGGACACUGUGGAAACAGAAAGUUGGACAAGAUCAGCUUUUGCUUUGAUCCAGUAAGGAUAUUCUUAUUUCCUUCAACAACUUUUAUUUCAAGAGACUGCAAAAAGUGCAUUGCCAUGUUGACUACUAAGAAUUCAGGCCGUACUCAAAUUCAUGUCAAAUUCCAUGGACCUCAUUGAUCAAAGCAUUCUGCUUACUCUGUAAAAGUGAUCCUGCCCAGUAUAUGCCACUUGGAUAUUCCUAAAUUUAAACGAGACAUUAAAUUUUAUUCUUGUCCAAUUCACAUGAGGGCUUAUUGGAUUUCUGACAUCUAGAUAGACUAAUUUAGACUCUGAUUAUGCAUCAUGGCAGCUAUGAAGUCCUGAGCCACCCCAGAGCCAGUUGCUUUGGCAAGGAUGCAUGGGCAUAGCCAAGGGGGGGGGAGCUGCCCCCCCCAGAUGAGGUUAAACAAUAGAAACACUUAACUAACUGACCAGUCACGUCAGUUCUGCCACUCCAACAAAAGUUCUGGCCCCCCUAACAAGGUCCUCCUCCCCCUAACAAAAAUCCUGGCUAUGCCCAUGCAUGGAUGUUGAAGUCCUCCAGACCCAGCAGUCUGGGAGUCCUCAGCACCACCUCUGAGACCAGCUCUGUCAACUCAGGCAGGGAAACCUCUGAGCAGUGAGGCAGGUGGUAAACCAGCAGAAUCCCUAAUCUGUCCUGAUUCCCCAAUGCCAGAAACACACAAAUUUUUCUUCAGAGUGACAUUCUAGUGUUAAAAGUGGGGGUUAAUCUUUGUAUCCUCAUGAUUUAUGCAAAGGAGAGACUAUCACCGAAAUUCAUUUUUAAAGAUGAUCAAGGAAGAUUUGUGGCAAUUGAAAUUCAAGUUCAAGGAGAGAAAUUUUUGAUAGUAGGAAUUUAUGCACCGAAUGAGGGGAAAUCUGAAUUCUUCAAAAAGUUGCAUGAGACCUUAAUGGACUAUUUGGAUUACAAUCUGAUCUUGAUGGGAGAUAUGAAUGGAGACUUGGAGAACAAAGAAUCCCUUGGGAAGAGAGGGAACUUUCUUUUCUGAAGCCAAGAUGACAUGGACUAGAAUUGACCAAAUAUGGGUAACUAGAGGAAUGGCACCAAAGAUAAAGAAAGUGGAAAUUUGUCCAAAAACCUGCUCCGACCACAAUGCUGUAAAGAUGGAGAUGAAACUAAUGUCAACUGGCUCCUUCAGAUGGAGGAUGAAUGACACCUUAUUCAGAGAUGAACAAGUGUAUAAAAAGGCCCAAAAAACCUUGAGAGACUAUUUUGAGAUAAAUAUGAACACUAAGGUUGAAAAAAGAGUAAUCUGGGACGCAAGCAAAGCGGUUAUGAGAGGGUUCUUGAUACAACAGAAUGCAAUAAAGAAGAGAAGCCAAAAUGAGAAGAAAGAUAAAAUUUUGGAGAAAAUAAAAGAAAGUGAGAAGAAAUUGAGAGCAAAACCAAAGUCGCAGGAGAUUUUGAGAGAAAUAAAGUUAUAUCAAGUACAAUAUAUGGAAAUGAUGAAUCAGGAAAUAGAAUGGAAAAUUAAACAAAUGAGACAAAAAACAUUUGAAUCAGCUAAUAAAUGUGGGAAAUUGCUGGCUUGGCAAAUAAAAAAAGACAAAAAUUAAAUACUAUUACAAAUUUAGAAGUGGAAGGAAAAAACAUACAUAACCCAACUGAGAUUAGAAACUGUUUCCAGAGGUAUUUUAAACAAUUAUAUACACAAGGGCCACAGAAAGAAAUGGACAUAGACCGAUUCCUGAAGAUAAAUGGAUUACAAAAAAUCUCUCAAGAAAGUAAAUUAAUGUUGAAUUAUAAAAUAUCUGAACAGGAAGUAGAAGGUGCCAUUCAAAAUAUGCAAUUAGGCAAAUCUCCAGGACCGGAUGGGCUGACUUCUAGAUAUUAUAGAUCCUUGAAAGAGUGGUUAGUACAACCUUUAAAGGAAGUCUGCAAUGAAAUAUUGGAAGGGAAAAGGGCACCAGAGUCGUGGAAAGAAGCGUAUAUUACACUUAUACCGAAAACAGAGACUGAAAAGACUCAGCUGAAGAACUACCGCCCAAUAUCAUUACUUAACGUGGAUUACAAAAUUUUUGCAGACAUUUUGGCCAAGAGAUUGAAAAAAGUGUUGAUGGAAGAGAUUCAUAAGGACCAAGCGGGCUUUCUCCCGGGAAGACACUUGUCUGACAAUUUGAGGAAUAUAAUUGAUAUUUUGGAAAAACUAGAAGUGAACAUAAAUACUAAAGCAGUUUUGAUAUUUGUGGACGCGGAGAAAGCUUUUGAUAAUAUCUCUUGGAGUUUUAUGAAGAAGAACCUACAGGGGAUGGGGGUAGGCUAAGGCUUUGAAAACGGUAUAAGUGCAAUUUAUUCAGAACAAAAGGCUAAACUAAUUGUAAAUAAUGUAGUGACGGAAGAAUUUAAGAUAGAAAAAGGGACACGACAAGGUUGCCCAAUUUCCCCAUUGCUUUUUAUAUCGGUCCUGGAGGUUUUGCUGAAUAUGAUUAGAAGGGACCAGUUGGUUAAAGGUAUACAAGUCGGAGCUAAACAGUACAAAUUGAGAGCAUUUGCAGAUGACUUAGUAUUGACAUUACAGGAGCCAGAAUCUAGUACUAAAAGGGUUUUAGAACUGAUUCAAGAAUUUGGUCAGGCUGCAGGAUUUAAACUGAAUAAGUUAAAAACCAAGGUAUUAGAGAAAAAUUUAACACCGAUUGAGAGAGAGAGGUUUCAGAAUGAGACAGGUUUGACAGUGGUUAAGAAAGUGAAAUACCUGGGGAUUAAUAUGACAGCAAAAAAUGGGAAUUUAUUUAAAGAUAACUAUGAAAAAUGCUGGGCCGAAGUGAAAAAAGAUUUAGAAAUUUGGUCAAACUUGAAGCUUUCACUGUUGGGUCGUAUUGCUGCGAUAAAAAUGAAUGUAUUGCCUAGAAUGUUGUUUUUGUUUCAAACAUUGCAAAUUGUGGACAAAAUGGAUUGCUUCAAGAAGUGGCAGAGAGACAUUUCUAGAUUUGUCUGGCAGGGCAAGAAGCCCAGAAUAAAAUUUAAGAUAUUAACUGAUGCAAAGGAAAGGGGUGGAUUUGCCCUGCCAGACUUUAAACUUUACUAUGAAUCAGCAACUUUCUGCUGGUUGAAAGAAUGGCUGCUUCUUGAAAAUACAGACAUUUUGGAUUUAGAAGGUUUUAACAACGUAUUUGGAUGGCAUGCAUAUCUGUGGUAUGAUAAGGUCAAAGCACAUAAAGCAUUCAAGAAUCAUAUUGUCAGGAAAGCAUUGUUUAAUGUUUGGAUAAGAUACAAGGAUUUAUUGGAAAAUAAAACCCCAAGGUGGCUGUCACCGAUGGAAGCGAAAGCUCUGAAAAGGCUCAAUAUGGAGGCCAAAUGGCCGAAAUAUUGGGAAAUUUUGGAACAAGAUGGAGAUAGACUGAAAUUACAGAGUUUUGAAAAAUUAAAAAAUAAAGUGCGAGACUGGCUUCAUUAUUAUCAGAUAAUGGAGGCAUAUAAUUUGGACAAGAAAAUUGGCUUCCAGGUGGAAAAAUCAAAAUUAGAAACAGAACUGUUAGAACCCAAAACUAAGAAUUUGUCAAGAAUGUAUAACUUGCUGUUGAAAUGGAAUACUCAGGAUGAAACGGUGAAAUCUCCUAUGAUUAAAUGGGCACAAGAUGUUGGACAUAACAUAAUGAUGGCUGACUGGGAACAGUUAUGGACCACAGGUAUGAAGUUUACGGCAUGCAAUGCCUUAAGAGAGAAUAUUAUGAAAAUGAUAUACAGGUGGUACAUGACCCCAGUCAAGCUUGCAAAAAUCUAUCAUUUGCCCGAUAAUAAAUGUUGGAAAUGUAAAGAAACUGAAGGUACAUUCUUUCACCUUUGGUGGACGUGCCCAAGGAUUAAGGCUUUCUGGGAGAUGAUCUAUAAUGAAUUGAAAAAGGUAUUUAAAUAUACCUUCUUGAAGAAACCAGAGGCCUUUCUCCUGGGCAUAGUCGGCCAAUGGGUGCCAAAGAAGGAUAGAACUUUUUUUAUGUAUGCUACAACAGCAGCAAGAAUACUUAUUGCAAAGUAUUGGAAGACACAAGAUCUACCCACUCUGGAAGAAUGGCAGAUGAAGGUGAUGGACUACAUGGAAUUGGCGGAAAUGACUGGCAGAAUCCGAGACCAGGGAGAAGAGUCGGUGGAAGAAGAUUGGAAGAAAUUUAAAGACUAUUUACAGAAAUAUUGUAAAAUUAAUGAAUGUUAGAAUGAUGUUGGAUAGAAAUUAAGUGGUUUUCAGCUGUAAUACUAUAAGGGAAUAUGAAAAAUGGAUUAUUAAUAGGUAAAAAUUUAACGUUACAAUAUUUUAAGAUUAAAGACUAGGAUAAACAAAGAGGGUAAGGAUUUGCUGAACCAACAAACCGAACUGGAAUACAAAAAAGGGAGGCGUGAGGAGGUCCAGGAAACAAGCUAAUGAAAAAUAAGUAAUGGAAAUAUUGAGUUGUUUUUAACCAUUUUUAUUUUGUAUUUUCUUCUUUUUUUAUUUUUAUUUUGUAAUAUUUUGAAAAUCUUAAUAAAUAUCUUAUAAAAAAAAGUAAUCUUUGUAUCCUCAGACUCGGGGGACACACCCCCUAAGGGCACAAUCAUAAAUUAACUAGAGUAGAGAGGUAAAAAAACAGGAUAGGAUGUCUACACCUUUAAUACUCAUGUACAACAUGGAAUUUGAGCAAGAAUUUGAGCAUCAUCCACAACGGUCUAUACCUAUUUGUUUCUAAUGUCCUUUUGCUUUUAACUUGUUUUUAACUUCUUCUGAUUUUAUUGUUUGGAUUUGGAUUUUUUUAUAUUGUUGUAAACUGCUGUGAUAUUGUUUAAGAUACAGCGGAAUAAAACUAUUGAAAAGAAAGAGAGGAGGAGGAGUUUGUUGCCCAAGCUGCACCAGCUGAAAUUCCCUCUUCCAUACAGCUGUUAAAGGCACUGGGUUAAGAGCAGCUUGGGCUAAGCACAAUGUCAUAAACACACAAUGCAAUGUCAACACUUACGCGGAAAUGGUAGCACAGCACUUAAGAACAGUUUGCUGCUACCUUUAUUUUUAUCUGGCAGUGGAGCCUGUGAAAACAAUGUUAUUUGCAUAUAUUAAUUAGCGUCCUUAUGAACAAAUAUUUCACUUUUCCACAGACUGUUAUCUACAAAUAUUUACCUGCUUGGCAAAGCCCACUGAGUUUAUUGUAUUUAUUCUUUAUAUUUAAAGGUAUCGUUAUUCACAUAUAUUUGUGGGGAAAUAAUUUUCUAAUGAAAAUCCAAAUCAAAUUGUUGUUGACCAGUACUAAAAGAAAAGGAACUGAAAUUUGGGAUUGUGUAGAUGCUGAACAUUUUGCUUUUAUUACUGACCAGAAGAUUUAAAGCUCUUCAGUGUUAUUCUGUCGCUUUUAUUUUCUUAUUUUAGCUGAAGCGCACAGCACUCCAUUUUGCUGUUGCAGGAAAUCAUGUAUCUGCAGUAGACUUUCUCCUCCAUCACAAAGCCAGAGUUGAUGUAGCAGAUAAGGUAUACAAAAAAAAGUUCUUUUUUAUUGUUGACACAGACAAAUAGGAAUAUUUUGUAGGAACACUGGCAUUGAUAGAUUGUCCUUUUUUGCUCACAGUAUUUGAAGGGGGAAAGAGUCAUUUUUUAAAAUGGAAACAUAUUGAAAUGUUAAUAUCUUCCUCAGAAACAUCUUCCUUAAAAAUAAGAAAUAAAAAUAAUUAUUUAACUUUUUUGUUUCAGGUGUUCUGCAUAUAUUUGCUAGUUUAAACACACACAAGCAAGAAAAAAAAAGCGCAAAAUGUCAAAUGUUGCUUUAUAUCAGGCAAAAUCAAGAGCUGUCCCACUUACAUUUACAUUUUGAAAGUUGCUUUGCAAAUGAUGUCAAAUAACAUGGGAGUUAGGUCUAUGCGUACUAAGGUUUUUUAAAAUUAUUUUGUUUUGAGAGAGAGAGAGAGAGAACAAGAUGGAUUUGACUUUUAACCUAUAAUGUCUUUAGAAGUAGCUAUUUUUUAAUAAUAGUAUCGGGAUAAUUAGAAAAAAAUGCACUCAUUGCUACAUCAUUGCUAUUAGAUACUUUUCUGUGGUUGAAUUAAGUAAGCAGACUAUUGUUGGGAUCAGUGAGUGCUUUUUAAGGGUAGGUCUACAAAUAAUAUAUGAACUUAACAAUUUUUAUUGCACAAACCAUUUUUUAAGUAUUUGAUUCAAAUGUCACCUCACACAUGAACUCCCUACAUGGAGAGGCCUCCAUCUCUUAGCCUCAGCUUCCUAUGCCAAACAAUGCUGACCUACUGUACAGCUUUAUUAAAAUGAUUAUGAAAUACUUAAAAAGAGCUACAUAGACGCUGUCAAAAGAACCCACACACUGCUCCCAACCUCACAGGUUUCAGUGGCGUUGUUCGAAUUCCAUAGAAUUUACAAGCUAAUCCCCAUUUAUCAUGUCCGUUAACUAUAUAGAGUGGUACCUCGGGCUACAUACACUUCAGGUUACAGACUCCGCUAACCCUGAAAUAUCAAAUCAAAUCAAAUCAAAUUUAUUAAACGGUCACAGACCAGAUUAACUCGUACAGCUAGUCAGCUAAGCAUAACACCGAAAAAAAAAAGGACAAUUUCAAUACAUAACUGCAAUUUAAAAUUAGACAGCAUAAAUAAAAAAUUAAGUAUUUGCCUUCGCCUGCGUAAUGCCAUUGGAAAGCUCUUGUUUCCUGCGCCUAAUAGCGGCUACACAAAAAUUUGGCCACAUUGAUCGUAAUUUCAGAAACCUUGUCUUCUACCAAGGCUCUCAUACGUUGGAGUUCUGGUUCAUUUUUAAGCUUUUGUAGAACUGGGGCAAUAAAGGUCAAACGUAGAUCCUCAUAGUAACUACAGUGCAGCAAUACAUGCAGACUUGUUUCCACUUCCGAUGAGCCACACGGGCAAACACGUGACUCAUAUGGUUUGCCCUCAUAUAACCCUGAAAUAGUGCUUCAGGUUAAGAACUUUGCUUCAGGAUGAGAACAGAAAUCGUAUUCCAGCGGUGCGGUAGCAGCGGGAGGCCCCAUUAGGUAAAGUGGUGCUUCAGGUUAAGAACAGUUUCAGGUUAAGUACGGACCUCCGGAACGAAUUAAGUACUUAACCUGAGGUACCACUGUAAUGCCGCAAAGUAUAAAUUGAAAAGAGCAGUUUGGAAUUGCAUUGCGACUUAACUGCAUUUUAAUUGUUCUUUUUUUAAAAAUUUGGAGCAUGGACUUACUGCAAUUCAUCUUGCUGCGUGGUCUGGAAAUCUGGACAUAAUGCUGAUGUUGAUUAAAGCAGGCGCUGAUCAAAAAGCUAAGAACAAGGUUUGUUAGUGGUGGGUAUAAAACAGCAUUAAGAUUUUUUCACAACAGAAGAAUGUUUUAUUCCAUUUUACUAAUCUGUUCUGCCUUUUCCUUAGGAGGGAAUGAAUGUCCUGCACUUUGCAGCCCGGAACAAUAAUGUUAGAAUAGUGGAUUAUUUUAUCCAAGAUCUUCACUUGAUGGAUCUUAAUAAGCCUGAUGAGGUACCAUGCAUAUACUAUACUAUGGGUUAUUUGCUAGUGGAUAUUUCUGGAUAGCAUUAGUAAAUUUUGUGAAUAUUUUUUUAAAAAAACAUCUAGGAUAACUAUGCAUAUUGUCACAGUAAAAUUUCCUUUGUGGUGCUUGUCACAGGGCUGCCUUCAGAUGUCUUCUAAAUGUUAUGUAGUUCUUUAUCUCCUUGGCAUCUAAAGGGAGGGUGUUCCACAGGGAGGGCGCCACUACUGAGAAGGCCCUCUGCCUGGUUCCUUGUAACUUCGCUUCUUGGAGGACCUCAGUGUCCAGACUUAAAAAUGGGGGUGGAGACACUCCUUCAGGUAUACUGGGACAAGGCUGCUCUUUUUAUCUUUUUCUCCUAACAUAAUGAUGAUGUUGCCCAUCUUCUUAAGUCUCUCUAUGGGCACUGUAUCAUGUUCUAUAUCAAUUAUGGACUUCUGGUAAUCAAUCUCUUCCUUUGCCUCUUUGCCUAUGGUGAGGUGGUGAAUCUGUGGCCCUUUAGAUGUUGUUUGAAUACAACUCCCUUCAUCCCUGACCAUUGUCCAUGUCAGGGACUGUCUUAAGCACAUGCAGUGCCAGGGUACAAAGAUCCGCCCGGUGGCCCCCCCCAGGUUGCCCAGUCCCAGGCACACAGGAGGGCGGAGCUGGCCGGCCGCCUCAGCGUCUCACUGGCUCGGUCACCCCCAAACUCGCGGUGCAGAGCUGCCCGCAGCAGAAGAGCCCGCCGUGGCACUCCGACCAAUGGGCAGGCUCUUCCCCGGACUCAACUCUCGGGCCCCAGACUCUCGGCCUGGCACCCCUGAGAGCUCAGCGCCCAGGUGCCCUGCACCCCUAGUGCCUAUGGGUAAGACGGCCCUGGUCCAUGGUGAUUGGGGCUGAUCAAAUGUGAGGACCAACAAUAUCUGGAGGAUCACAGGUUCCCAACUCAUUAUAGGUUUUCUAGAGAGAGACUACAUCAUUUAUACAUUAUGUUGCCACAUCAUAUCUAUCCAUGAUAGUAGUUGCCCAGUUUCUCCUUUGUUGUUUCUGGUACUGACAGGUUUUGGAGCAGUGGAGCUAGGACCCAAGUAUUUAGCAGUUAUGUAUCAUUAAUUGUAUAGGUGUUUGCAGCCACAUAUAUAGGAGUGUGCGUGUUAAGUAAUACUUAACAAAGUUUCUACAAGAGGUUUUUACUUCCACACUGACAUCUUAAUUAUUUACUGUUUCCUAGAAAGGUAGGAAGCCAUUCCUUGUCGGAGCUGAAAUGGGCCAUGUAGAAAUGACCAACGAGUUGAUUUCCCUUAACUUAUCCACCUCAGAAAAGGACAAUGUAAGUUUAUCACAAGAAUUCCAUUAAAUACUUAUUGCCUUUGGGUAUUUUGCAGUGAGUGGCAUUUCCAACUAAAAGCUGUACUUUCUUACCCAUGUUAAAUGCUGUAUUAAAACACUGUGAGUUCUGGCAAUAAAGAGGGGGGAAAGGAUAGAUUAAACAGUGCUUAAUUUCACUUUGCCACUUAAUAUACCAUGCUGCUACAUUUAUCCAUCUGCUUAGAGUAUUUGUAUGCCACUGUCCUUUUUACAAUUUUCACACCAAACUUAAGUUUAUUAGUAGCCGCGCUUAUGUAAGAAAACAUUGUAUCGGUAUCAACUUAGUUCUAAAUUAUCUCGCUCGGAAUUAGUGGUUUGUUUUGGUAAGCACUGAACCUAUUUAUUUUAUGUAAAAGGCUCUACUUGGUGAAAUAUACUGAAUUAACAUGAUUACUAUUUUGUAUAUUAUAGUACUCAAAACUAAUGUUAGUUAAAAUAUGUGUUUUUACCCUUUUUCCAACUUUGGUAGGGCAGGGGGGAAACUUAUGGUAGAUUGGCAUCCGCUGGCAGAUCUCUAGCUGAUUUGCAGUACAACAGCAGGGGUUUCUAACUUCCAAUUGUUUAACAAGAGCAACAGCAAAACAACAAUUACUAUAUAAAUUGGACUGCUGAAAUGAAUAAAGCUAACCAGGAGUGGACUCUUGUGUGAAAGCUCAGUUCACUUCUAGUUCUGCAAACAAAUUCCUAUUCUUGGAAUAUGGAACACCAUGUUCUGUAACUCAAAACAGAAUUUUUUUUAACCUGGAUUUUUUAUAUAUAUAUAUAACAGAAAACAUAUCUAGCUUGGAUUCUGCCUACUCCUGUCAGCUAGGGCAUUUGAUUCUUGCUUCACACUCUUCCUUCCAUGAUCGCUAAAUCUUUCCAGUCCUUUAGAGAGACAGGAAUAGAUAAAAGGAGGGUGGGAAAAUUGAGAUUAGCUUUUAUAACCUGCACUCAAAAUGCUAUGUUCCAUUCCAGAUUGCAUAAUGCCCAUAUAGACUUGUGAGCAGUGCUCUAGAGUUUCUGUUUACUCCAAGGGUAUCUACUUUAAGUGGUGAUAAUGAAUAUUAUAUGUGUAUAAUUUAUUUCUGUAUGUGUUAUUUUACAGGAAGGAAACACUGCAUUGCACCUGGCUGCUAAAAAUGGUCACAGUGAGGUGGUAGAAGUUCUUCUUCAAGAGUGGAAAGAAAUAAAUGAGUUAAAUGAGGUAAACCUAAAGAUGUAAAAGCAAAGCACAUGGCCACAAUUUUCAAGAUUUGUUCAUGUAUCUAUACACACAUUGAUGUCAACCUGUAACUUCUUUCAUGUAUGUUCACGGAAGUAUCACUUUGGGAAUCUUACCUGGAGACAGUUGUGCGCCGCAGAGGUUUUUACCUGAAAAAUAAUAGCCUUAUUUUACUUACUUGGAGAAAUUUGCCUGGAGGCCAGGAGAACACCACUGCCCACCAUGUCAUCUGCUUCUGGUUUCUAAUUUGGUUUUACUCUGGGCAAUGAGCAUGGUGCCAUUUGCAAAGGAACCGGAGGAAACCAUUGUGGCUCAAAUCAAGCAUUUUCCCCUCAGCCAUGUCUGAGAUUAAAUCAUUGCAUUGUCUAUAAUACAAGUGCAAACCUUUUGUAUUGUUUCGUUAUAGAAUGGCGAAACCCCGUUUUACCUAGCUGUGGAAGGAGGCCACGAAGGGUGUGCCAAUCUGUUAUUGGAAGCCGGAAGUGACAUCAAUAUUUCCAACAAAGUAUGUUGAUAUUCUUAGACUGCUAUCCUAUAUCAUCAGUCUUAGAGUAAGCCUCACCAAAUACAAUGAGACUUUUAAAAUAUAUAAACAGAUUGCGUAAAUCGUCUUAUAAGGAAACUCCCCCCCCCCCCGGUCUAGUAAGAUUUUAAAAGCAUGUAAACUGGAAUGCCCAGUUAUUUGCUAAUGGUGUCUUUUAGUUAUAAACAUUCACAUUCUAAUCGAAAUCAGUGGUAUGGAAUAGCUGCCAAGGGGAGAAGCAAUGGCUGUCAUUCUUGAAAACAUGAUUUUUCUGCUUUCCAUGUCAUACAGCAUAAUCCUAUGCAUGUUCAUGCAUCUUCAUUCAAACCAGAUGCACAAGAGGAGGAGAAAGAAGGGGGCAUUUGGCUUAUUCUUGGUCCAUGGUUUCUUGAGCCAAGCUUGUGAUACCACAGGCCAAAUCCAUUCCACCACCUUAUUCAAAAUAGACAUCCAUAAGUCUCAUGGACUUCAUUCUGCCAAUUAGCCUUUUGUUAUAACAAAGUGGUGCGGGCUUUGUCAAGUAAUACAUCAUGUUAAUAUGGUGAAGCAUUUGUAUGAAGUAGCCACAACAGGAAAUAAUAUUAUGUCAGGCCAUUAAGAAGUUAAAAAGAGCCACUGGUUAAUCAAACUAAAGGCCCAUCAAGUCCAGCAUCCUGUUCUCGCAGUGGCCAAUCAAAUGCCUAUGGGAAGCCUAUAAGCAGGACCUGAGUACAUUCUGCUUACUUGUGAUUCCCAGCAACUAGUCUUCAGAGGCUUACUUCCUCUGCCAGUGGAGGUAGAGCUUUGUGGAUUGUAGCCAGAGAACAUGUUCUCUGAAUGGUGGCAAACUGGUUUCCUUAAUAAUUUCACCUGCUUCUUGAAAUAUCUUCAAAGAACAUUAUUUUUUAAAUUACUUUGAAAUAGAAACUGCUUUCCAUUGUCUUUCCUUUAGCACAAUACCAGUGCAUUGCAAAUAGCAACCCAGAAUGGACAUACAGCUUUGGUCACAUUUCUUAUCAAUAAAAAUAUAGAUCUGGGAGUGCAGCCUCAGGUGAGUACUUUUAAAGAAAUCAGGUUAUGCCCUUUAUUUUGCAGGCACCUCUUGAUAUUUAUUAACAAGAUUCUCUGAAAGUAGUAGUAGCUAGCUAUGUCUAAACCAGCAUACAAAACAAGGAGAGCCCAUAGCCAGUAUAGAUAAAGUCUAGUGCAUGUUAAAGAGUUGCAAGCUUGCUUUGGCACAAACUUCUCUGUGUUAGAAGUCUACUUCAUCCAAUGAUUAAGUGUUAUCCUGAGCUACAGGAUAUUCUGAGUUAACCCUAACUUUAUCUACAUGUGUGGUAAAGGUAAAGGGACCCCUGACCAUUAGGUCCAGCCGUGACCGACUCUGGGGUUACGGCGCUCAUCUCACUUUAUUGGCCAAGGGAGCUGGCGUACAGCUUCUGGGUCAUGUGGCCAGCAUGGCUAAGCCGCUUCUGGUGAAUCAGAGCAGCGCACGGAAAUGCCGUUUACCUUCCUGCCGGAGUGGUACAAGGUCAUGAAAUGAAAUGCAGAAAGUUCAGGCAGUGAUGAUUACGUUACUGAAGGUAGGUCAUUGACAAAGGAGUUGCUGCUGAUAAUACAGACAUCCUUACAUUGGUAAGCUGACUAACACAGAUAGGGCUGGUUUGCAAAUAAUGCUAAAGCAUGGCUUAUUAAAGCACAGCUUGGCAUUAUGUGGGAGCCAAGCCCAGAUGUUUAACUAUGGUUAAAGGUUAAGUGCCCUUUUACAGUUGGAUCCCAGAUUGCAGGGGACCUUCCAGAUAACAAAGGAUAUUGUGGGCACAUAUAGCAGCAACAUCCAAGGCUAAUCCAAAUCCUAAAUCCAGGCAAGCAGUUGUUCUAACAGGAGCGGUGCAGGUCACCAGAGAAGAGCGGUGCAGGUCACCAGAGACUUGGACACAGUGCUAGUAGCAAGACAUUGCUCCAGCAGCUCUCUCAGCCUUACAUCAAAUCUUCCAUAGCUUCCAGACUGCCAGUCCACACACCCCAGGGUCCAGCUGCAACUUCUUAGAGGUUUCUGCAGAGAGAGUCCUUGCGAGGAUGGCCCUACUCCUGAUUAGUCCUUUACUCACAAGGAGUCCUCUUCUGCAACAAAGCACUCAUCCUGACUGGUCUCGUUUGGGGCCCAGGGGUCGUUUUGCCUCUGCUUCAGAUGUUGAGCUGUCUUUCUGCAGGGAGGGAUCCCUGUCAGCCCCUCCCCCCCCGACAGUUCUAGAUCCUCCAUACCUGUUAUUCUGGGCUGUUCUUGGGGCUCCAAAUCAUUUACAGCCAAAUCCUAUAUAAACUAAAGUUUAUAAACUUUAGUUAAUUUUAACCAUAGCUUAGCAUUAUGUGCCUAUCUGGUUAAGGAACUGUCGUUGCCCCAAAGCUACAAAGCCAUGGAAAAUUUAAAGGCAUGACUGUUCUUGCUAGUGAUUUUAACUGUUUUGUGACUUAAUACACCAAGGUUUAAGUGCACAUCUGCCAGAUACAUCAGCCUUAAAUAUUUGGUUUAUUAACUACGGUUAAUGUCAACUGUGCCUUAGGGUUAGGUGCAAACUAGGCCAUAAUGUGAUAAGUCACAGUUGACAACAUCAAGGCUGUUGAUGAAUUGUACUUCAAUGGUUUCAAACUGCAGUCUCCCUUUGAAGUUUAUCUAUUCUCCUGAAAACUGUAUAAAUAAUGAGAACUAGCCAAUUAAAGUUAAAACGUCUUAAGCUUUGUUGGUUUCAGUGGGAAUGAGUUUAGCAUGUGUCUGACUCUUUCAUGGAAAUCAGUGAAAAUUAAAUGUGUCAGGAUUGUGUCUAAUACCAUCAACAUUUAAAAAAAAAAAAAUCAAAACACAUAUAUUUCCAAAUGAAAUACCUACGCAGAGCUUCCUGCAGGAGAGUGAUACUGUUAUGCAAAGGACCGUAUGUUGCUGUCCUGUUGUUAUAGCCAGUUGUAUAUGUAUGAUCAACACGUUUAUUAUCAAUGAAAGAGAAAUAUGUUUGUAUUCCAGCACAUUUGGAGCUGAGAUUAUAUAUAAAGUCAUCAGCAUUAGAUUCAACUCUCAUAGAGUUCUUGUGGUUAAACACUGAGUUCUUGCUGGUAUCAUCUGAGAAACAUAUUUUGUUUGCUAUUAAAAGUUUUUCGUCACAUUUUAAAAUCUUGGCUAGCCCUGAUGUACAAUUUUAUUUACUUAAUUUCCCACCAGCUGUUAAUGGUAGAUAAAAUUCAUCCAGGUUUUAUUCCUAGAGGGAAUAUGUUGAGACUGAAUCUAAAAUUGUUGUACGGUAUGUAUCACUGACAUGAAAACAUAUUUUUAUUAAAUUGAGGAAAGGCUCAGGAGUGUGUUAAAACUUGGAGACUUUAGUGAAAAAAACUGAGAAGAUAACUUAGUUUAUGUAGCUAAUUAACAUUUUACCUAAUUUAUUCCCUGCCCCCCCCCCCCAGUUUUUGGCUAUAUGAAAAUGUCUAUAUUUUGCUUAUAGAUUAUUAUUACAUUUAUAUCCUGUCCCUUAUCAUAUUUGCAUCCUUAGCAGAGUGUUUAUCUUAUUGUAUUGUCAGAGGAUAGAACAAGUAAAAAAAAGGAACAUUGCAAAUCCUGCUUUAAAUAUAUAUGUAUGUAUGAAUGUACGUACUAGGGGCUGCACCCCUGUUUUCUUCUCUCAUUUUUUGCAGCUCCUCUUUGAUGACGCACCUCAUUAUCACAUUCACCCCCUUUUUCCUAUCUCUUUCUUCCUUUUUCCAACUCCCCAUUACACUUGUUUUCAUGCACCCUCCUCCCUUCUGUUCUAAUUCUGCAAAUCCAUUUGCACACAACCCCCAUGCUGGUAUAUGUUACUGUGUUUUUUAGAUCAAUAGAAUCUUAAGAGCAAGGCUGUCAGCCUGUUCAGCUGGAGACUGAGUGGAUGGAUGUUGGAGCUUCUUGUUGAUUAACAACACAUAACACCAGGAAUUAAAUACAUUAUGUGAAAGUACUGUGGAAUAUUUGAGGGCUCUGCAUCCUUUAACUCUUUCACCAAGCUGAGAAAAAAGAAGGCAGCUAAGGAAAGAGGGAGAAGAUUGAGUACAGCAAGAAGGGAGGUACAGUGAGAGGAAAAUGGUAGUUUAAAACAAUGGCAGAAGUUUAAGUAGAGCAAGCAGUUCAGACCCCAUGAUAAAAAAGUGAUAUUAAUAGAUAUAUAUUUAUUUUGCCCCAACACGCAUCACUGUAUAUUGGGUUACAUUAAAUUGCAAUUGCCAUUUUACUGCCCAUUCACUCCUUUUGGAGUUCUACACUCUACAUCCCUCCUGCUACUUACCGUACUUUUCCAUGUAUAAGACAAGGUUUCCCCCCGUUAAAAUAAUGUUAAAAAAUUGGGGUCGUCUUAUACAUGGGUAGCCCCCCAAAAACUUGGCAAUCCUCCCCGCAAAAAGCUCAACAACUCUGGGCAAUCUCCCCCCAUUUUCUUAAUUUUGAGUCCCCCCAAAUAGGGGGCAUCUUAUACAAGGGGCGUGUUAUACACGGAAAAGUACGGUAAUCAGUUCCUGAUCUUCAAGAGGACCUCUCCCCAUAUCUUAUUCUAUGAGCUGCUCAGCUUACUUAGGAGUCUUUGGUGAGGUACUUUGUCAAAAGCUCUUUGAAAGAACCAAUUGGCCAGCCACUAUUUAAAAAACCUUUAAGUAAAAACACUUAAAGCAGGAUUUGAAGAGUUCAGUUUUUAAUUGGGCCUUCCUUUUGACAUACAUACAUUUAUCAUCACAUUUAUCGCCUUGUUACAUUGCAGUUCAUUAUAAAUAACACCUUUUUAUUGCCAGCACACUUGGCAAACAUAAUUCUCUUGGCAGAAAUAAUUUGGCUUCCUUCUACUCAAAGGAUUGUUUUUUCCCUGAAGUGUGGACACAUGCUCGCAAGCAAUAUCUCUUCUGAACAAGAAUACUUGGGUUUGACAUUUUCAUCAUGCUAUUGUAACAAACUUUUCCUCUCUCUACAGCAAAAGUGUCCUCCACUCCAUUUGGCUGUCUUAAAAAAUAACCUACCUGUGGUAAAUAGUUUAAUAGAAGCUAACCAUGAUAUAAACUCACUCGAUCAGGUGAGAACUUGUGCUUAUAAGAUGAAAUCUCGUAUUUUCUUACCUGCGUUACGUUCUUACCUUUGUAAUAAGAUGGGGAAGUUAUCAGUUGGCUUGAUACAUGCCAAGUGACUACUCUGUACAGUUACUACAGUACUUUGAUAAUGUCAAAGGAUGCACUUAGAUUCUGUAUUCUCACCACAUUUGCCUGUUUUAAUAGCACAGACCUCGACUGUCUAAAACAGCUUUUGUCAACCUGGUGCCCCCAGAUAUUUUGGACUACAUCAGUCCCAGCCAGCAAAUAUUUGUAUGCAGUAUAUAUGCAAGGCUGUAUCUUACCUUUCCUUAGAAACCUUCCCCUCCCUCCUCCAGCUGCCAUUGUGGGAAAUUUCUCCAGCCUAUUUUAUUGUGAAGAUGGCAGGAUUUAUUGCCUACCUUCCUCAUAAGUUUCUACCAUACAGGUGCACCAUCUUCUCUUUGUGCAUCAAUUAAGUAUAAUUACAUUUGCCAGGGGAAAGCUAGGUGCCCCUCCCCAAAUUAUUUGCUGUUUCUGGAAAUCCCCUCUUUCUUUUGAAACCCUGUGCUUUGAUGCACAAUUUGUAUUUAAAACAAAGGGUCAACAUCACUUUUAUCAUUUUAAAUUGAGAUCAAGAACUUAUUUUAGACAUAUUCCUAGACCCCAGAUAGAAAAUAUAUCAAAAUAUCCGCUGGAUCAUUGGUGUGGGGAAGAGAUGUUCUUGCAAGAACCCAAAGAGAUUAGAACUUUUGAGUAGACCAUUCAUAGGAUUGCAUUAUAAAAUGAAUAAUGGAGUAAUUUGGGGGGAACCCAAUUUAUACCAUAUAAAUCUAACAUUCAGGCAAGGCCUCUUUGCUGUGAGGAGUUCAAUACACAUUUAAAGCCAAAUAUAUCAGAUUUGCACUUUCUGAAACAACAUGGGAACCAAAACAGAGCCAUCCUUUGAAAUUUGCACUUAGCUGAAUGUUGCAGUGCGGUUCUCCACACAAACUACAUUUACAAGAAUGCAAAAAAAAUAUGAGGGGGAAGUGUGCAUAAAAACGAAGAUAUCAGUGAAAAUCAACAUACAAAAAUCUGUUCUAUUGGAACAAAUUGCUUGCAAAAAUGUAUACAUUAGUCAAAAUUGUGUAUGUUAGGAGAAAUUCACACAGAAAUGUUGAUGAAUUUUCAUAAGGUUUCAUUUAAAAAAAAAUCACAAAUUGCUGCAGGAUGUGGAGAACUAAAUUUAAAAUGGGAAAAGUGAGAAAGUGAGACAACUGGAAUUGACAGGUCCUUCCAUUCUUAGCACUCGCAUGAAGAAUAGUGCUAGUGAAAUAGGCUUUCCCACCCUGUGUGUCCUGUGCCAUCCCCAAGUCUACCUAGAACAGGUUUAGGGAAUCAUGGGGGAGGAGAGCAGGGAGGACAUUCCAUUGAUGUUGCAACGUUCUCUUUAGCACUAUGUUGAAUACAACCCAUUGAAGGCAACGGACAUUACUAAUAUGGGUCCAUUCAUUUAAAUGGGUCUGCUCUGAGUUGCACUUAGCUUUGUACAACCAACUGACUUUUUUGCCAUGUUUUUGUUAGUGGAGGACGUUCCUUGAUAACAUUCUUCUGCUUUGUCUUAUUUCUGCAAGAGACAUCAAACACCUUUACACCUGGCAGCAGACCUUGGAAAUGUGGAAGUAAUUGAAAUGCUGCUAAAGGCAGGUUGUGACUUGAAAAUUGUGGACAAGGUACUUUCUGUGGUUCGUGUUUCUGUGAAAAUGCAAUUACUCCACAUGUCCUGUUCUGUAGAACAGGCUGCUCUUUUCAAAUAUCACCCACUGAUAUAUAUAACUCUUGAUUUAACUUCUCUCUUAAAACCUGCAAGUGCAUGGCAAUAGUAAGCAAUCUGUGAGAUCAAACAUACAGUACUUACUGUUCUUUCUUUUUGAAAGGCUGAGCGAGGUAUAAAAUACUCCUUUUCAGAGAAACACUUUCCCAUUCUGAUUCAUUGGGUUCCAUUUAGCAGCCAUUUUGAAGCCUCUCAUCCGAUUGUGCCUUGAUGCAUCUAAACUUUUCCUUUCUAUUGGGACAUGCGUUCCCCAAAUAUAAAAAAAUACAAAGCAGUGUAAGUCACAAUGGCCCAGUUCACAUGUCAUGGUAAUCUAUAGUUAAUGGGUUUUCUCCUCAGAAUCACAUGGGGAGGAAAAAACCAUGGUCCCUGGCUUUGCAUUAUGUCAAGGAGACAAACAAAUCAUGAUCAGUAAGCUAAGAACAAGUCUUAGCUACAGAUUGUGGCUUCCUGGGAGCAAAAUAAUCCAUGAUCCCUGAAUCAUACAUAACACCUAGAGAUUUUUGAAAUAUUAUAAAUGCUAUAAAAUAAAAUAACCCAGAUCAGUGUCUGCAUGGAUGAAGCCACGUAAUUCAUUCUAUGCAUAGAUGACUGAGCCAAUUUAAAUGCUUCUAUGGGGGCCAAGGCCCAGGCUAUCAAAGCUGCAUUAGUCAAGUUCUGUUGUGGAAGUUAAACCUAUCCAUUCACAUUUAAGUUACUGACCUAAAAGGCAGGCCCAAUAGGAGUAAUUUGGUGGAGUGUCUGAGAAGAGAAUGUUACUUGAAUUUAUUAUGCAGUGCCUUAAGAAAAAGCUGGAGUAGCCCAACCAAGACUCGGCAAUAACUCUUUUGGCCCACAAUUAAUGCUUUCGUGCAUUGUGCUUUCUGUGACAUGGAUCCAGCAAGCUGAACAUUAUCUAGAUACCAAAGGAAUGAGUCCCUGUCAGAGAAAAAGGUGGGAUAGAAAUAAAUAGAUGAUGAUGAUGUUGAUGAUGAUGAUUUUUCAAAAAUAAGAGAUUGGAAUGACCUAAUGUAAAACAGGGACGCAGGUUGCGCUGUGGGUUAAACCACAGAGCCUAGGACUUGCCGAUCAGAAGGUUGGCGGUUCGAAUCCCUGCGAUGGGGUGAGCUCCCAUUGCUCGGUCCCUGCUCCUGCCAACCUAGCAGUUCGAAAGCAUGUCAAAGUGCAAGUAGAUAAAUAGGUACCGCUCCGGUGGAAAGGUAAACGGCGUUUCCGUGCACUGCUCUGGUUCGCCAGAAGUGGCUUAGUCAUACUGGCCACAUGACCCAGAAGCUGUACGCCGGUUCCCUCGGCCAAUAAAGCGAGAUGAGUGCCGCAACCCCAGAGUCAGCCACGACUGGACCUAAUGGUCAGGGGUCCCUUUACCUUUAAUGUAAAACUAGGGACCAAUCCUAGAUAUGAAAUGGUGAAAUGUCAUUCAGGCACACUUUUAAAGAGUGAGUCCCACUGAUCGUAAUGGGAUUUGCUUCCAAGCAAAUAUGCAUACGUUUGUUCUGGUUAUUAGUGUGACCCUCAUUCUGUGGGGCAAAGGCUUCUGUUGCAGCAUGUCUCUGAAUACCAUUUGCUAGGAAUUGCCAGUGGGCAAAGUGCAGCUAUGCUGCCAUCCAGCUUGCAGGCUUCCUAGAGGUGUUUGGCUGGGCAAUGUGAGAACAGGAUGCUGGAGUAGAUGGAGCAUUGGCCUGAUCCAACAGGCUCGUCUUCAUUCUUAUGUUGCUGCACUUGAAGCAUGCUUCUGUCCCUUGGUAAGGCAUACACCUGCCUUCUCUCUGCCCCCAUUUGUGCCACCGGCACCGCUGUCGUAAGUCUAGGGUAGAUUAUACCUAACGCAAUGGAAUGAAUUUCCCUCUCACACGGCUUUAGCUCUUUAGCACAUGGAAACUGGAAGAUUUAUGUUGUGGACAGCUGUUUUCAGUGUAAAUCCACUCACAUAAAAGGAUUACUGAGAUAACCCGGUAAAGUCACAGAAUUAUGUGUGACCUUGAACUGUCAGUAGCUGGGAUGUACUUGGAUUACAGAACAGCCAGUGGCUGGCUGAAGAGAGAUGGAUGUGCAGCACUGUGAAAGCAGCCGUUGUUAAGUGAAGAAUUUCACUUUUUUACGAACUUGUGUUAUCAGAGCUGUUAAGCAAAGUCACGUGAUUUGGGGCAGGAUUCAGCUAAUGCAAGGGUCAGCAACCUUUUUCAGCCACGGGGCGGUCCACUGUCCCUCAGACCAUGUGGUGGGCCGGACUAUAUUUUGGGGGAAGAAAUAUUCCUAUGCCCCACAAAUAACCCAGAGAUGCAUUUUAAAUAAAAGCACACAUUCUACUCAUGUAAAAACAUGCUGAUUCCUGGACUGUCCGCUGGCUGGAUUUAGAAGGCGAUUGGGCCGGAUCUGGCCUGCGGGCCUUAGGUUGCCUACCCCUGAGCAAAUAAGUCCUAUCAGCAGGGGCCCUGCACAAGGACUUCCACUUGUGUAAUGGGGCUUCCCUACUCUCCUCACCCCUCUGCCCCCACCCCCCACAAUUGGCUGGGGAAGGGGAGAACCCCUGGAACACGGAGGGAGGGGAGAGGAGGGGGAGAUCAUCCUGUCUGGCUAGCUGAAAUGCUUACUCUGACAGAACAAUCACCUUACCAUGAUAUUGAAUCCCCAUCUCUAUGUUUAACGUAAUCAUCUAUUAUUUUUAAAAUAUUACCUAAAGCUAAACAAAGAACAAAUUCAAGCUAUGCAAUAAUUAUUAUAUUGGUUUAGAGCCUGAUAUAAGACAGGAGAAUAUGGCCGUACUCACACAUUAUGCUAAACCAUGGCUUGUUAGCAGAGAGUGCUGGUGCUCCCUGGGAAGUCAAAGGACCCCCAAAAAUGUGCUUUUAAAAAGGAUUGUGAGUUUGGGAGCUGUGCAGAUGCACAUGCCUAUAGACCCCCCCCCACAUCCCAGGGCUCAAACCUAAGCCGGGGAGCACUUGACCCUGAAUUAUAUUGCUUUUUGAUGGAAGGGAGGUGAUAGCAUUUAAUUAGGGUUAAUUUGGUCCACCAGCUUGAUUCAAAAUGGCACCUGGCAUCCAAAUGUAAACAAAGUCUGCUGCCUCCACCUUGGGAGCCCUCAUGCUGAGUUUGGUUUCUCAAGAGGCAUCCAGAUUGAUGCAGGUUGGAACUGUCAUGCCGGAUUUGGCAAAGACCCACCAAAUACAGCAACGAUAUCUUCAGAGGGAAUGAAACCACCAUAGUUUGUACCUGUUGUGCCAAAAAAUAGGUGAAGCCGUGCCAAAAUUAUAUUUCAGUCAGCCAUCUUGAUUCAAAAUGGUGCCCGGCAUCCGAACAUCAGUGAAGAUUCCCACCACCAUCACCUCUGGAACACUUAGUCCACGUUUGGCAACGGUAUCGUGACAGGCGGCCAAACCUAAGCUUAAAAUGAGUGUGUUUGGAUUAUAAUAUAAAUCUUCCAAAGGGAAUUGGAGAACUUAAUGGAAGAUAAGCCACCAUGCUCCUGAAUGCCAGUUGCUGGGGAUCACAAGCAGGACUGUGCUAUUGUACUUAUGUCCUGCUUGUGGGUUUGCACAUGGUCACUGUGUGAACAAUUCUUUAUGUGUGUUUUUUCUUAUUGUGAUUAAUUUCUAUAGCGGAAACUGCUGUAUGAGAGCUGGACCCCACAAGGCAGCCUACAAAUACUUGAAAUAAUUUUAAUUUUUACGAAUUUGAAAUACCCAUUAUAUUGUGCUCUUCCUUACAACUGGAUACUGUGUUUCAUGCUCUGGGAUAGUAGUCAUACAUAAUUAUAGAACCUGCUAACAGUUUGUUCUUGUUGCUUUGAUUUUCCACUAUCCAUAUCCUGUAACAUUGACAGUAAACAAGUUAAUGUUUGGAUUAUAUGAAACAGUGCACCGUUAAUGGAAAAGUGUAUUAUAAUUUGUCUGGUAUUAGUACACCAUUAGUUCCCGAUAUUGAAGAGAGAUAUUUUUUGGAUGAGCUCUUAGAUCCUAAUGACUACUACUUGUUUUAGUUUUUGUAAGCUUUUCCCCUUUUUGUGUUUGUUAAUAUUUCGAAAUUCAGUUUUUUAAAAAAUGAAAAAGAUGAAGCUGCUAACCUCUUUUAGCUUGGCCUCUGUUUUCUCAAGCUUUAAUUGAUUCACACUGUUUGCCUUUUCAGCAAGGAAAAACUGCACUAGCUGUAGCUUCCAGGAGCAAUCAUGCCUUGAUUGUAGAUAUGAUUAUAAAAGCAGAAAGGUAUUACACCUGGAAACAGGUAAGAAAAAACUCUGGUUUAUUUAUCCUUUUGCUAACACAUAUUUAUCCAAUAAGUGAAACCAUUUUUUCAAAAGAUGUUAAUCUAAUGGCUUUGGAUUCCCAAACUCUAAGGUGGGCUUCCUUGUAAAGGGGCUAGAAAAUGCUAGAGAGAAAGUGGGCAUUUCUUUUUCUUAUUUCCAUUGCAUCUUUUGUUUAUGUCUUCACUGUUAUCCAACAGCAUGUUGAGUUAGAUGCUGAGCUGUCUUCCUGAAGUUUCUUGGCAUCCUGAUGAACUUGGUGCUUCCCAUUCUUAACGCACUGUAUGGGAAAUGGCGGGGAAAAUCAGUAUGUUCUGCCUACCCAAAGAUCCUUUCCAUACAGCACAAUCUGGUGCAUAUUUACUUAAAAGUUAGUACCGCCAUAUUUGUUGGAGAUUAUUCCCUUGUAAAUAUGUUUAAGAUUGCAGCUUUGGAGACUUCUUUAUUUUCCGUCAGUCUACUUUCUGCUGUGGCUGGGUUUAAAGGUGGGGGGAGGUUUUCCCCAUUGGGGCAAUUAUUUGCAUACUCAUGCACCUUUUAUUGCCCAAAUUGUAUUAUGUUACAGUCUGAUUGUCUGAAUGGUUCAGUAAGGUAAGUACACACUCAUGUUUUGGCAUUGUCACAGCACGUUUAGAAUAUUUGCAGUGGCAUUCUUGGUAGUGACUACAGUGAACAUAUGGGACGCAGGUGGCUCUGUGGUUUAGACCACAGCGCUUGCGAUCAGAAGGUUGGCGGUUCGAAUCCCCAUGAUGGGGAUUUACCUUUUAAAGUGAACAUGGUGUGUUGGCUGGCCACACAAUGAAAUUGUGGGGGGUUUUUUGCGCAGGUGAUUGGGCUCCAUUUGUUUAUUUCGUGUCUGAGGCUAGCCACAUAAUAUGGAUUAUGUUCAACCCUCCCAUUGCCCCCGUGGAACCACGUGGGCCCAAUGAAAACAGUUUGGCCUAUAUCAAGGUCAGAGAUCCCACAGGACAGAUCACAUGCCUCUUUGAAACUACAACUUCCAUGAUGCCAGAGGGCCUUGGAAAUACUGUGCAUGAAUGGUCACAUUCAAGUCCUCCUUGUGCAGCUUAUGAAACAGAAGUAGAAGAUAGUGAUAAAAUACGAAGUAACGCUCCAACUGGGAUACAGAUCCUAAAAAUCAGGGUAUUAUUGGCGUGCUCCUUUUUACAGAACUAAUGUGCUGCAGUGGCUAAAAUGUAGACGUUGGCAACUCAUUCAGCCAUGAAACUCAUGUCCUUCAGCAAGGCACUGUCCCGUACCACCCAGGGGUUGUUGAGGAUAAAAUCAAGCUGCCAAGCUCUGUGGAAGGACAUGAGAAAAAGAAAUAUGGGAAAUAAGCAAACAUAUUGAUUGAGGGAAAAGGAAUGCCAGCAGAAUGCACACUUUUACUGCAGAAACAUAGAGCUUUCCAUGAUGGAGUUGGUGUACUUGAAGCUCUUGUUUUUUGUUCCGUUAAAUAAAACAGAGAAUGGAGGAAAGGGCAGGAAGGGAACACAAAGUACAGAUUCAGCUUAGAUUAGUUUGGAGUUAGCUGGCUUUCAUAAUGUGUCGCAAGGUUAAUUACAUGCUUAUUUAAGUGCAGGUCUUCGCAGUUCUCUUCCAUAUGGGGAAACAAGGUUCAGCUGGGAGGAGGAGGAGGCGGCGGCUGUAUUCUUUACCAGAGAGAAUGGCUUUGGAGUCUGGUGAUAAUCAGAUGGAUAUUUGUCUGCAGAUGUUUGCAACAGAAAUGGGCAAAGGAGGGCAGGAGAAGAUUUCACAGCAAACAGCUGCUGGUCAAGGGAAGCAAAGCAAUGUCUGGGUUUCUGAGUAAAUCCAUAAUGGCAUCUGUUGUAACAUGCAUUCAACAUAGGCAAGCUGGGAUUCUGUGUGCUCCAUCUCAGCCCAAUAUACAGAUGGGUCUGAUGAGGUCUCUUUUUUUGCCAGGAUUCUGUGUCAUGUUCAAAUUCUGUCCUUUAUGAUGUGAAGGUGCAGUGAGAUACCCUUGUACAGAAGGACAGGAGGGGAAAAUGAACUAUUACUGCUUUUGCUUUUUUUAGUAUCUCAAGCUUAGUCCAGUCCUUUAAAAGGUAAAGGGACCCCUGACCAUUAGGUCCAGUUGUGACCGACUCUGGGGUUGCGGCACUCAUCUCGCUUUAUUGGCCAAGGGAGCCGGCGUACAGCUUCCGGGCCAUGUGGCCAGCAUGACUAAGCCACUUCUGGCAAACCAGAGCAGCGCAAGGAAAUGCCAUUUACCUUCCCGCCGGAGUGGUACCUAUUUAUCUACUUGCACUUUGACGUGCUUUCGAACUGCUAGGUUGGCAGGAGCAGGGACCGAACAACGGGAGCUCACCCUGUCACGGGGAUUCAAACUGCCGACCUUCCGCUGCAUCUGUAUGCCUUUGAGGGAGCUAUUGAAAACUAGACCUGGAAAUUGACUGGGGCUGCAUUAGGUAUACCAGCAGGUUUUUCUACUGUGGGGGUGAAUUCUGCUUCCCCCAUCUUCACACCUCAAAGCAUGGCCUCCAACGUGAACACAGAUUGUGUCUUCCUCUUUGCCCCUCCUCUAAUGCUUCAAGCACUCUGCCUGCAUUGGGCUGGUUAAAAACACAACAACAAAAACCAUUGUAUAUAUGUCUGAUGAAAUGCUUGUUCCUAGAAAAAGUAAUAAUUUUUUAUCUUGAAGUGGCUUCAAGAUUGAAACAAGGGCCAGCCAUUCAGUGCUGUGCAGAGGUGGAGCAGAAAUGUGUUUUGUCUUUAAUCAGAACAAGGGUCUCUCACUUGCCAAGAUGCAGAGAUGUGUGAAUAUAGAAACCUCUCAACUUUUUGUGCAGCCCUUCUGUACAAGAUGAAAAACCCAGAAUGUUGCCUGAAAGGGAAUGCGAUUCUCAUGCUGAAAAGGGUUUCCCAGCCCUGAUUUAAAAUGUCAAGGCUAUCCACGUGAAUCUCUAACGGCAUUAAUAUUCUAGAAGUGUAUACUGAAAUUGUUUAUUAAUUUAGUAUCUAAUGAACCAUGCAAAAUGGUCCAGCACCUGUGAACUCAUCUAGGCUAUGAUCUAAUCUAGGUCUGCAAGAUCUGGUGCAUGGAAACUUUUGGCCAUGCUCAUGAAUGCAUAAAUGUAGGUGUGCUAUUGGGCAUGAGGCCUCACACAAUCUUGAAGAGUCUACACCAUAUAUUUUAUGUGUAGUGUAUGUUUGGCAGUAUCUUGCCUCUAGCAAUGUGUUUUGAUUUCUGCCCAUUCCUUGAGAAUAUAAAUAGAUGAGAGGGGUUGCUAUAUGUGAGAGUGACUCUCUGAUGUUCUUCUAUUGCUUCACCUCUGCUAUCACUGUCAAAGCUGUAGCAUUUAUAAAUGUCUCACUUGUUUGCUUCCUGGAAACAAAUGCCUUAGGGGGAUAGCAGUAUAAAGUAAGUUGGGGGCUAUUCAUGUCGGUAAUUCUGUACAGGCAGAGCAGAGGUAGAAGUGUUUGCUAUGAGAAAUGCUGGAAACAGGAGCCUAGUAUCCUGUUUCCCUGUAUCAGCGAACCCUGGUUAUUGGUUGGUUUGUUUUUACAAUCUGUUGUUGCGUCCUCCUCCAAUUCUUUCCCUUUGGGGGUGUAGUAUGUCAUGCUUCUUGUUGCAAUCAAUAUCAGGGCUAAGAUUCAAAGCCCAGGGAUAUUUUUAAUAAUUGGGGGAGGGGAGCCCUAUUAUUGGAAGAACCACAUGGCUUCAUCUUUAACUUUCUUUCCAGGAGCAUCUUCAAAGUGGUGAUGAUCUGCAAAACAAUAUCCUGUCUUUUAAACAAGAUCACAGUGUGCAGACCAAACAGAUUCGCUCCUCCCUUUGGAAUCUUGCUUACAACCAGUUAAAAAUGCGUGAGUGGACAAAACUGGCACAAUUUUGGAAGUUUACAGAUGAGCAAGUCAAAGCUAUUGAAGAACAGUGGACAGGUAAAUAUACUACAUGAAAUGGUAGUGUCCUCAUUCCAGACAUAAGAAAGUCCAUAUAAGCCUGAGCUACAGGUUUUGAAUUAUGGAGAAAUUAGUAUUUCUCUGGCUCUAAGCAUUUAAAAUUAAAUGUAGCUGUAUGGUUGUUGGUUUUUAAAUGCAGGAUACAAUCAAUAGCUGCUACCUUUCUUGCCAACUUUGGAUAGUUGUUUCCAAAGUGAGCAUAGAAAAUGUAAUCAUAUGGUUCUUCUGUACAUAAUAAAAUACAGGAUGUACUUUUGUCGUUGUUGUGCUAUAUAUGUUCUCCUGGCAUAGACUAGGUCUUAAAAUGGAUUCUAUAAAUGCCCCUCUUUCAAAUUUUGUAGGUGCAUUUGUUUAAAGCAAGACUUUGCCUUUAGACAUUGAAUUAAAAGUCGUCUCAUAAGUCAACAUACAUAUUCUCAUACCUGUCAAUGUUUGAAAGGGGUGUGUGUGAGAGAAUUUGAUUUUGGCCCCACCCACUGAGCACUGGUUCAUGCUCAGUCACCAGCACAUUGUGUAGUAUGUUACUGUUUCAAUAUUUACAUUUAUAAGUAAAUGGUGUGUUAAAAACAGAUAAGGAUCCCUUGUUGGUUCAGCCAACUGGGACCAAGUGAACUCUUGGAUUACAAGCUCUGCUCUUCCACACAGCCAUAAUGUGGAGCCCUUUGAUGUUUUCUCUAGCAUGCCCAAGGUCACCUUAUGCAGAUUGACACCCAUCAAUCUGGCCAAAGGGUAGACAAUUGUGAAGCCAUGUUCCUAAUGCAAUUACGUGAUGAUUCUCCACUUAACAUGUAGUAGGAUCUCUGUUCAAUUUCCAUGAGUGGGGAAAGUUAUUCUUUAACCAUUUCAACUGUGAGUUUCAAAGGGAGCAUUCCUCCUCCUAGUAUGUGAACCCUGCAACCUCUGCAAUCAAGCUGGGGAAAUGAAAAGACAAACACACACUUAAGCUGCAUUUCCCUCUCACCGCUGAGUAAUUGUCUAAAUUGUAACUAACAAGGAAAGGUUAGCGCCUUCCCUGCAAGUCAUUUAGCACCUAGUCUAAUAAACUUGGGAAGAGAUAGGGAAUAAAACAGCAUGUUGGUAGCUUACAAAAAUCCCAAGUGGAAACGGGUAGGGCAGAAGAUGCUCUUAUUUGUGGCAAGACAGUUGCUUUCAAGUUGUGGAAGCAAGUAUCCAAAAAGGUUCCGUUCUCAGAGCCAAACUGGAUGUUACAUGAGAUUUGUGUUUGCAUCUCACAUGUGCUGGUCUUUUUUUUAAAAUAAAAAAAGAGAAGAACAAUAAGGUGGAGGGAAUACCUAACCAUUUUCAUUCCAUUUUGGGGGUGGGGAUGGCACCCCAUCACACAAGUUGAAGCUGCUUUCUCUCCCACAUGGGAGAAGAUACAGGAUCCCCAUACAGACAGUGAAGCAGUUUGGGGAGAGCAAAUUUAAGUGGACAAAUGGUGGACAAAAGAGUUAGGCAGCACCUUCCUUUUAGACUCCACGGCUACUUUUCAGUUAAAAAGAAGAGUAAGGGUUUUCUGUUCUCACAUCUCCCAUGUAAUGUCCACCUUAACUCUCAGUCCUCCCACACAGCAAAUUGGUGGUUCCAUAUUCAGUGUGAAUUUUCUGGGCUUUGGGGUGUUGGUGUUGAGUUUUUAUUUUUAUCUGCUGGUUAGGGGUGUGUGGGAGUAUUGCUUGCUUCAUUGUUUGGCAGCAUGCUAUCAUGGUUACGGGAGUGUAUUUUUCCCUAAUUUGUUGUAUGGAAUAUCAAUCCCUUUCUUCCCUAUGGCAUAGUACAUUUAUAUACAUCUUUUCCAGUGCUUGGAGAAUCUUUGGCUGACAAGAGACUAAUGAUAAUUCCCUCUAAGAAUUGCAAGUUUGAAACAGAGACCCUUUAUACAACCCCUGCUCCCAACAGAGCCUCUUCUUUCCCUGUGAACAGAGGGGCUUGGAGUAUCAAGCUCAUUCAAGCAAGCAUCCCUACACCAGUGGGAGAUAACAUCCCAUGUGAAAACAUUUUUCUUUCUAAAACUAUAGUUAACAUUACAUAUGUUGUUGCCUAGGAAAAAAGAGCUACAAGGAACAUGGACACAGAAUGCUUCUUAUCUGGUUGCAUGGCGUCCUAACGGCGGGCCAGAAUCCAGUUAAAUAUUUGUAUGAAGAUCUGGUAAAAGGAGGAUUCAGAGAUCUAGCUGGUGAGCAAUCAAAUGAAGAUAUUCUAUUUGGUCUUUGAAGAGCAGAGACAUUGGGUGGGAUUUACCGAACAAGUCCUGUCAGCAGAAACCUUGUGCAAGUUCUUCUGCAUACACCAUGAUUUCCCCCAUCUCCUCCUCCACACGCCCCCCAAAAAUGGCUAAGGGUAUGUCACAAGAACCCCGAAAACUGUGUGUAGGGGGAGGAGAGGGGCAGUCAUUCCAUCUGGCAAAGUGAAAUGCUUGAGCUGACAACAUAAAUGCCUCUCUGAUUCUGUAAGAGAAGAAAGUUUUCUUCCCCAACACACUGCUGGUUUGCGUAAGGUACCUCCAAUUGGUGUGGGAGUAAGAUAUACCACAAAGGCACCUUUGCUUCCUUCUGUGCAGACACUCCUUCCAACUUGCUAGCUAUGGCAGUGCACAAGAGGAAAAACAGGUACAUUGCAAGGGAUCAAUUUUGCUGGGAAUUUGGAAAGUGACUUCAGUUGGUUUAGUUGAUCUGGCCCACCCCUGCUAUACCAACACAUAUUGAUUUAUUUAGUCAUAGUUCAGGAGUCAUCAGCUGUGCCAGUUAAAAAAAUGUCUGCUGUGUCAUAAUUUAGAAUACAAGUACAGUCACAGCGGCUUUGUUCCCACUACAACCUCAUGCUUGCUGGUCCUGCUUGUGGAGAUCAUACCAUAUUGAUCCCCCACAACAAUGAUGUGGUUGUCUUCUAAUAACAGGGAGCAUUCCAUGGUACCAGAAAAGCCACACCACACACUUUCACACGCAUCGCAAAUGCAAACACUUCCAAUACAUGCAACUCCCUCCCUCUGCUCAACAGCAUCUUUCUCAAACACCUCCCCCCAUUCUUGAGCAUCUCCACCCCAGAUGAAGGAAAUGCCUGCCAUUUGCAAUCAAUCAUCAAGCCAUUAAAACACACAAAAAAUACAUUGUGGUUGCUAACACAGUAGCAAUUCCUUGAUGUGGUUAAACAAGUGAGGCACCAGACUUCAGAUGAGGCAAAGGGCCUUUCCAGCUGAUGAAAAGCCCAAAUUUUACUUUGAGCAAGUUCACCUUAUCCCUAAGGGUGCGAUGCCAUGUCCUCCUCAUGGAUAAUGAGCUGCUUGCUGGAGGAAGACAGGAACAAGCUGUACUCAAUUUGUUACUUGGGGAGAAAACAAAACAAAAAUAUUGGCUCAUCCAGACUUCUGCUUGUCCGACUGCUUUCCCCCAGGAAAACCCAUUAUUAACUGCUGAAUCAGAGCAAACAUCAAUCGGGUUUUUCAUGGACUGACAUUUGCUCUGAUUGAGCACUAUUAAGAGUGGCUUUUCCUGGGGAAAGCAGAGGGGCAAACAGAAAACCACUUGGACCCUUGCUUUCUAGGCAGAAGACAAGCAGCAGUGUGGAUGAGCCCUGAAUGCUUCAGUGGGGGAGGGAAAGAGCUUUUAGUUGUGAGCAAAAAAAUUUAAGAACGAAAUGAUGGGAUAUACUGGAGCCUGGGCUGCAAAAAAAAGAUGAAAAGUUCCCAUGCAGCACCAAUUUCUUAAAAAGGCAAAUACCCAUGGUGUGGCUAUAGCUACAUCAUCAGUACAUAUAAGUAAAGGAAACAAGAUGGCAGGAAGCCAGUAUACAAAUAAUACUGAAAGCAUUUUAAAUAAAAGAAAGCAAGCCAAACAACUUUGUUUUGGGGGUGCCUGUUUCUAUUUCAGAAGUUCUUUAAUUGCCUCUGGUUUCACUUUAACAGCAGAUGGUUGGGUGGAUACUGAAUAUUGUGCAUUGUGCAGAAACGAACAUGAAUCGUUCACAUCUGACAUAUUAUAGGCAUGCCAUGUUUUCUGAAGUCUCACAAGUAUUUCCUCUUACAGAGAAGAUCAGAGCAGAAAAUAAUGCUGGCACAGAAUCCAAGAAAUGUGCAAUUUCAUGAACUUAUCCACCGAAGAGCUGGAAACUACAUACAUUCUGGAAUUUACAGGUGCCAUUUUUAUUUUUCAAUAGAAGAUGCUUCUUCAAAAGCAGCCACUUUGUUCCCCAAACUUCUAUUUCAGUGCACUGAAACAUAAUUGUACGACAGAAGGUUUUUGGUUUUUUGGCAAGAGAAUGCCAUGUAUUUUUCUUACGGCAAACAAUUCUAUAGUGGACAUGUGAUUUAAAACUUUGCGUUAGAUACUUAACAGAAUCUUGAAACUUAAUGCAAUGAAUUUUAUCAAAACUUCAUAAUCUGAAGGUUCUAACAUGAGGUUACCAUACAGUACACAACUGAUGUUCCUUAAGUAUAAAGUGUUUUUCAGCAUAAUUUUUUCCUCCUAAAGUUUAAAGGUUCCUCUCUCUUAUUUUUGCAAGUAGACACCUGGAAACCAAUUUUUUCCCCCAGAAUAGCGUGAUGGUACAAAAUUAUACAAAUUGUGUAUUAGGGCCGAAAGAGCUGUACAUACCCAAGCUUUUGCAACCAUCCAUAUCUCAAUGCAACCUCCUGUGGUUUUUCAAAAUGCUGCUCCUUGAAGUGGCAGUCAGCAUUGGGAAGGGAAAUUGGCAGGACCUCUGCAUGAAGUGCCUUAGAUGUCCACAAAAGCCUCUUUGGAUCCUGGGCCAAGAAUAUCCCAGCCUGACCAGAGAUCACCUGGAGGAGAGCAAUUUCUUGUCUUCCUACUAGAAGUCAGGCAUUUAGUGUCGCCAGUCCAAUUUGUGAAAUACUCUCAGCCACUAAUUUUCAGGUGUUUCUUGAAAAUGUUUUUAUGGCAACAGGCCUAUUUAGCUGUCCAACCAUUUUUCUUUCAAGAUGAGACCAUCCUUUUAUUAAUAUUUUGUAUUGCUUUCAAGGUAUUUUCUAUUUUAUUGAACCUGUAAAAAUUUUUGAAUACCAUAUAGCUAUUUUAUAUGCAAGGGUGGUGUCUAAAUAACGAUGUUCAAACUAGGUUACAGUCACAAGGGUGGCAUAAAUUAUUAUUACUAUUAUUAAAUCUAGUUCCCAUCUGCCAUGGCCAAGAGUCAGGACUGAUGGAAGCUGGUGUUGAACAACUGGAGUUGUUCUAUUUUGUGUCUUUAUCAUAAAAGUGUGAAACCGAGUACACAUACAGGGAAGAAUGCAUCGCCAGAGUGGUGCAUGCUCUAGUUAUCUCCCGCUUGGACUACUGCAAUGCGCUAGACUAUGUGGGACUCGGAAACUGCAACUAAUCCAGAAUGUGGCAGCUAGACUGGUGACUGGGAGUGGCCGCCGGAACCAUAUAACACCGGUCCUGAGAGAUCUUCACUGGCUCCCAGUACAUUUCCGAGCACAAUUCACAGUGUUGGUGCUGACCUUUAAAGCCCUAAACGGCCUCGGCCCAGUGGAACUGAUAAAACUCAAAUUCAUCAUGAAAGAGUGCAUUAUGAGACCUUUAAAAGUGGCACUGCAGAUGCCACUUUUUACAAUUGGGGGGAACCAAAACGUUGCUAUCAUGAAAACAAAGGACUGGGACGUUACUUCUCUAUAAAAGCAUUCAUUUUCACUCAAAUUAUGUCUAUAAAUGUACUACUACUCAUGGCAAAGAAACCUAUUUCAUAUUGUAUUUUGCCCUGUUUUCUCAUUUGGUGUCAGCAAAAAUUAUGGAGGAACAUCCCCACCACCCUGAAUUUCAAGUCUGAUUGGUACAUCAACAGUUUAGGGCUUCAGAAUAAUAAAAGAUAUAUGUAAGGCACUAUUGAUGUUUAAGUAGUAGAAAUACUCGUGCUUCUUAAAAUAUACAGAGUUCAGUUUAUCCUUUUUAUUAAAAACAUUAAAUAAUCAUUAAUAAAAUAGUUAAGAAAAUAAGAAUUUCAAGUAGACCUUAUUUGCAGUUACAAAGAACUACAUUGCACUAACUCAGGCGCUUUAUAUUUAAGCCUCAAAACAUUUUUACAUAUUUAUUAUUAUUAGUGAAAGGAAAAACAUGAUGCAUCCUUGGGGUAUAAACAUCAGGGAGCAUUUUAAACUGUAACCUAGAAUAUUUGCCUCCAUGUGUUCAAGGUAAAAUACAAGCAUUUUAACCUGUAAACCUAGUCAACCACCUUUAUUGACUGGAUGUUGCUGUGGGUCUGGGAGUGAGAUUUCGCACUGUGUCCUGAAGGCCUCGCACUGAUAGUGUUAGAAAAUUGGUGCAAAGUUCGAGGAUAUUUAGCAGCAGUAGCUUGAGGUAUGGUUUGCUGAAACAUACAAGAAAGAAGGAGUUAUUUUUCCUGUCCCAUCUCAUGAUCUCAAACAAGUCCAUAACAUUGGCAAGGUAAACCAGAUACUCAAAGAGACUUCUAAAAAAUACUUCCAUUUUAAAAAAAUGUUUCCCAUAGGUCAUCAAAUAAAAAGUGAAGCAACUGCUCAACUAGUAACUUUUCUAUUUGUUCUCUGUAAAUUGGAAAGUCAAAUGUCCUACCUAGCAACUUAAAAGCUUUAAGAAUGAAGAAGAGCCCUGCUGGGUCAGACUGCAGAAGCCUAUUUAGUCCCGUAUUCCAUUCUCAUUGGCCAACCAGAUGCCUGAGGGAAACUCAUAUGCAGGGCAUGAACUCAGCAGCAUUUUUCUCACUCCACAACAACUGGCAUUUAGAAGUAUACUGCCUCUGAUCCUGGCCCAUGCCUAUUAUUAUUACUGAUGUAAGUCAUUUUGGGAGAAUGUGGAUUUUCUAAGGCCUCAUAUACCUAACAUCACUGCUCUCUGCAGAAACGGUUACUGUGGCGGCGGCAACCUUUUACACAUUAGAUGGAUGGCUACUCCAUGGUGUUUUCAGUGCCUCCUGAAGAUCUUCCUCUUUCCAUAUGCUUUUAAAGUGGAUUAUUUUUAUCCCAGUCUGCAUCUGUAUUGGAGCUAUUUUUAACUAUUUUAACAUAUGGAAUUGUUUUCAUUUGUUUCAAAAAAUGGAGCUGCUUUAAUUGCUUUUAUAACCUUCUUGUUUUAUGGCUGUAGCUGUUUUCAUAACUGUAUAUUCCAUAAUGUGGGACAUUAUGAGAAAAGGUAAGAAAUCUAAUAAAUGGACAAAUU
Molecule: messenger RNA, 37184 nt
Organism: Podarcis lilfordi (Lilford's wall lizard)
Lineage: Eukaryota; Metazoa; Chordata; Lepidosauria; Squamata; Lacertidae
Source: the annotation of a GenBank genome assembly